AUGGAAUCAGAAGAACUAAGCGCACUUCGUACCGAACUUCUUCGGCAAAAGGUAGUCUUUGCCGCAGAGCUGCGUCGCCAGCGAGAGGAGUUCGAGGAACGUUUGGAUGGCAUCAGCCAAGCACUAGCGGAGCGCGACGCGGACUGCCGUAAUUUGCAGACAGUCGUGACGAUUCUAGGCAAAAAAAUGGACCUAUUCUCCAAGCAGCUGCAUGAGCAUAAGACCCGCGCGACGCCUCUACGGAGGUCGGUUUCUAAUCGUAGGGCGUCACUGAACCACUUCGUGGAGAGCGCCGCCACAAGCGUUGGUCUAACUCACGGCGACGGCGGCAGGAGUGCGAAAAAAAGUGGAAGCGAACUCGUUUCGACCCCGGAGGAGGAGCCGCGCCGGUCGCAUGCACUUCUCGGCAAUCCCUCUAACAACAACCCACCCGAUUCGUUGAGGCUGAAUCUGAUCUCCUCCCUAAAGUCCCUAAGCCGCACGAGCAGCCCAUUUAACGAGUUCCACUCGCGUGAGGAUAGCGGAGCUGCGAUCGUAAGUGCCCGUGGGGUGAAUCAACGCCGCCCGUUUACGGUAACGCCCACUAAAACAUCCCCCGCGCGAGCCGAAACCACACGACAGGCAGAUAAAAGGUACUUGUUAGGGAGCGAAUCGCAACGCAAUACAACCCGUUCCUGCACUCGCCGAAAGGUUGGCCCGUUUGGUCUGGGGAGUUCGAAGGGGAGCACCAAGUCGUAG
This is a messenger RNA of Phytomonas sp. EM1, 738 nucleotides long. Lineage: Eukaryota; Euglenozoa; Kinetoplastea; Trypanosomatida; Trypanosomatidae. The record is from the annotation of a GenBank genome assembly.